Molecule: messenger RNA, 444 nt
Organism: Aegilops tauschii subsp. strangulata
Lineage: Eukaryota; Viridiplantae; Streptophyta; Magnoliopsida; Poales; Poaceae
Source: RefSeq, a predicted model, not a curated record
AUGGCAUGUCUGGAACAUUCAUCACUUGUCCACAAUCUCACAUCACAGAAGAACAAGCUACAGGAGACUUAUGAGAAGCUUGUUGAGGAUGUGAACAACCUACUUGAUACCCAGGACAAUAUUCCCAAGGAAAAUGAAGUCCAACAAGGUGAACAUGAGGAGAUCACUCCUCCUUUGGACAACAAUAUUUCAGCUUUGAAGGAACAGCUGGGUGCAAUGGAUGCUGAGAACAAAGAACUGAAGCAAAAGGUUGACCAGUUGAAGAGCAUUCAGGUUGCCCAAGGUAAUGUGAUUAGGAAUUUGAAGUUUGCUCAUUUGAAGGAGAAGGAAAAGUUGAGCACUGAGAGGAGGAAUUUGGAGUUUCACAUUGCUGAUCUUGUCAAAGCUAGUGACAAGAACAAGAGAAAGCUGAAGGACAUCAAGGAUAUUUGCGAUGAAGAGUGA